AUGAUGGCGAAAUGCUUUGUUGCUCCUUCCGUUGAACCUAUGUUUCAAACCUUCAAUGGCCUUCAACCCCUUGCCGAAACGCGUCAUUUCAAGGCUUGGUUCUUGGAUCAAUUCGGUGUCCUUCAUGAUGGCAAGCAACCUUACCCAGGCGCGAUUUCAACAUUGGAAAAGCUGGCAACAACUGGUGCCAAGAUGGUGAUCAUAAGUAAUUCUUCAAGACGUGCAUCAACAACAAUAGAGAAAUUGAAGAACCUAGGCUUUGAUCCUUCUCUCUUUGUGGGAGCCAUCACUAGUGGGGAAUUAACACAUCAGUACUUGCAAAGGAAGGACAAUGCUUGGUUUACUGCUCUUGAGUCUUGCAUUCAUAUGACCUAGAGUGAUAGGGGUGCUAUAUCUCUUGAGGGUUUGGGCCUACAAGUUAUUGAGAAUGCUGAAGAAGCUGAUUUUAUCUUAGCCCAUGGCACCGAAGCCUUGGGGCUUCCUUCAGGUUUGGUAUGUUGGCAAAGAUAUGGCAAUAGGGAGUUUUGCCAGAACAUUUGCUGA
This is a messenger RNA of Gossypium raimondii (Peruvian cotton), 543 nucleotides long. RefSeq lists its product as uncharacterized. NCBI's taxonomy places the organism in Eukaryota, Viridiplantae, Streptophyta, Magnoliopsida, Malvales, Malvaceae. The record is from RefSeq and is a predicted model, not a curated record. Gene Ontology annotation, cellular component: chloroplast. Gene Ontology annotation, molecular function: phosphatase activity.